ACUGCUGUCAAGCGGAUCAAAAUAAACAAACAAAAAUUUGAGGUUAUGUUGCUAAUUUUGUGUGUGGGUUUAAUUUUGUGCGCGAGAAAAGUUUAUUUCUUUGAUUUUCUUAAUGAAAAAGCAAAAUCUCAACAGCUUUGAUGCAAGCAGAAUAAUUUACCUUGUGCGUAAUGAGAUUGUAAAAACACUUGAUGAGAAAUGUAAAGAAAAUACGAAGAAAAUUGGAUUUUCUGGAUUACCAAAACGACAACUUCGUCAGUUGGAAAUAAUUUACGGGAGUUCCGCCCUUAGCAAAGCAUUGACAAUUUUGAGGGAAAAGCGAAUUAAGCCCUGCCUUGAGUGUCCAUCGAAAAAUAAUUGUCAGCAAUUUAAAAUUUACGGCAGUGGGACUAAAAUUUAUCACGUAGAAGAAAAUUCCCUCACGUGCCAGUGCCAAGCAUUCAAAGAACAUUUCAUUGCUAAAUCUGAGAGAUUUCAGUGUAAACACCUUCUGGCUCUUUCCCUUCUAACGGUAUUUAAUUAUACUGAAUAAAAAACUUUUUUCAAAAAAUGAGGAAUUUACGGGAAGAGGACAUGCUCUUCGGGGCUACAUUGCACAAUGUGAAAUUCUUGAGACAUAUUUUAAAAUCCCUGACAAUUGUGGAGGAUGUAAUUCUUGAAAUUGAAAAGGGGGGAAUGCGCUUGACUGUGGAGGAUGGUCUCUGCAUUCAAGCAUCUCUAUUUAUACCACAAGAAAUCUUUGCUGAGUACUACCUCAAACCACAGCUGGAUCAAGUGGACACAACAAUCUCCUUUGCCCUCAAUCUGUCCAGCCUCACAAAUUGCCUCCGUAUGACAUCGGAUGAAGAUUGCAAAUUAAUUAUCAUCUACAGUGGUGCUGCAUACCCCCUUGUACUUGCCUUCAAUCGGGCCACAGACAGCAAUAUUGCCAUUGAGGCGGAAUUGAAGACAAAAUCCUUCUCGGGCGCACUGAACUUCCACAAGCACACAAUGCCCAAUGAAUGCAACACCAUCAUCAUGAAGGGGAUAAACUUUGCAAUGCUCUUCAAUGAGAUUGAUGUGUCAUCGGAGGAAAUUGCCAUUCUCCUCAGCCCACGUGAGCCGUACUUCCUCCUCCGUGCCACGGGGCGUGUUCAUGCCGAAGCAACGGUUCAAGUUGCAAAAACCAGCAAUACCAUCGUUCAGUUCAACUGCACGCAGGACCUACAAAUGCGCUAUAGGAGCUCACACAUUCGUUUCGCAUCAAAGUGCCUGGCAUUCGCCCAUACAGUGGCUCUCACCAUUUACAAUACAGGACUCCUGAACAUCGAGUUGUUGGUGAAUAAUUGCAAUCCUGAUGCAACAGCAGCACGUCGUGCUGGCAGUACAACUACACACUCCAACAUUCUCGAAGAACCAACGGCUAAUCUCAAGUAUUUCAUUACACCACUUUUGAUUGAAUAAAAAAAAAUUCAUUAUAAAA
This is a messenger RNA of Lutzomyia longipalpis, 1462 nucleotides long. RefSeq lists its product as uncharacterized. Gene Ontology annotation, molecular function: 3'-5' exonuclease activity. Lineage: Eukaryota; Metazoa; Arthropoda; Insecta; Diptera; Psychodidae. The record is from RefSeq and is a predicted model, not a curated record. Gene Ontology annotation, cellular component: checkpoint clamp complex. The coding region runs from base 550 to 1443 and encodes 297 amino acids. Gene Ontology annotation, biological process: DNA damage checkpoint signaling; DNA repair. The transcript is spliced from 2 exons.